Messenger RNA from Spirometra erinaceieuropaei, 8898 nucleotides. NCBI's taxonomy places the organism in Eukaryota, Metazoa, Platyhelminthes, Cestoda, Diphyllobothriidea, Diphyllobothriidae. The record is from the annotation of a GenBank genome assembly.
AUGAGCUCAGAGGAGAUCGAAAAAGCCCUUGGCUUUAGUUCUUUUACGAGCAAUAAACAUGCUCGAAAGUUCGAAUUCAUGGAACUUUUUAACGAAGCUAAAAAUAUAGCUAAAGAGAGAAACGAGGAAGGUAAUAAAAAACUGGCCGGUAAAUCAGUAUCUUUGGUUUUUCAAUUUUUUGUAGCAUUAGAGGCCAAGUUGGCAGAGGAGUCUGAAAAUGAAUCAACAGCUCCUAAGAGCGAUGUCUCGGACGCCGAUUCGGAUGUCGAUGGUGGAGAAAUGCCUGGUCCAAAGGACUCCAAAGAAACAGAGCCUGACGAUCCGUACUUCGUUCCCAUGACUGAUGUUUUGCUUUUGAAGCACGGCCCAAAACCACUGACAGCUGUUGCUGUCGAUCCUUCUGGCUCCCGUGUUGCAACUGGGGGGUUUGAAUUUGAAGUUAAACUUUGGGAUUUCUCUGGCAUGGAUAAGAGUUGUCGGGCUUUUAAGUGCUUUCAACCCUUCGAAGACAACCAGAUUAAAGAUCUCGAAUUCAGCCCCUCUGGUAAGAAGAAUCCAUGGACAGCAUCGUUUACAAACUUUUGUUAUUAACUCGGUUUGUCGGAAAAGUAAUAACUCCGAAUAGCCGUUUGUCCCGUAAAUAUCAUUUGAGACCAGUAAAAUUUUUGAGUACGGCUUACAGAUGAUACUUUUUCUGUUCGACGAAAGUUUUCCAAACACUAACUCGUUCUUAUUUGGCGUGUGUGUGCGCACUAGGUGAAAGCCUUCUGAUUGUCUCGGCUUCCCCACAAGCCAAAAUCAUGACGCGUGACGGCGAAUUUCUCUGUGAAACCAUACGUGGCUACCAGUAUAUCACCGAUCCGGCAAGUGCGAAGGGCCAUACACACAGCCUUAAAGGGGGCACCUGGCACCCCAUUGACGGGCGGAAGUUUCUUACUUGGUCGCAUGACACCACAAUACGCACAUGGAUAAUUGAUGACGCAGAAACAAUUGUUAACGACACACGUAUCCCUAAAUACCAUGAAAUUCUCCGACCGAAAACUGCCCAGGGCCGAAAAGUCAUUCCAACGGCCUGUGCUUACUCAAGGUAUAGCAGUUUUUGCUUGUUAUUAUUCAACUGUUCAUUUUUGUCAGUCUCUUCCUUUCUAUCGCGACACUACCCGCUUUAUUAACCCCCAUAUCAUUUGCGCUUUAUCACUAAAUAACUUUUUACUUUCAUACUGCGCCUAUUAUUUGUAUAUUGAUAGAAAAAGAUGUUGCCAAACAAACUUUAACGUCCAUGCUAAGUACCCUGCUCAUAAUCGACUCAUGAUUAUGUUAUUUGAAGUGAGACUAACAGGACGGCGCGCGUGAAAAGUAGACGUUUUCCUUUAUUCAGAAGAUGAGUUGGCGAGCCUGCGUUGCUUUCGGUAAAUUUACUUGAGGCGAGUACAAAAACAACAACAGGGUUCAGUCAAACACAUCAGUGAUUAUGAAAUCGGUAAAGCUUAGUUUUAAAACACAGACGGGAGGAGAACGGAAGGGCGCGGGAAGCUGCACGUUGUUAGUCAACCUUUGACCACGGUAAGCGCGGUCCCUGAACGAGGUUCUUAUGACCGCAUAGGGUCGGUUUUCGUAACUCGUAGUCUGAUUGCGGCCGCUUCUGUUGUUACCAACAGACGUUGACCCAAUAGCUUAGGGUAGCUCGAGGGAAACGCUUCGCUGGGGUCCAAACAAUGCCCUGAAUCAACUGCAUGCAUAAGAAUGGCGCUGCUUAUGCUCCUAAUUUGCAUUUUGCCAGCCAUGCCGGGAGGUAUUCCUGUAUUAUUUUAGAUAGACGCCGACUCGUACGACUAGUAUAACCUGCUCCGCAGGAGCUCGUGAAGGAAUAGGUGCACAAUGAGGUAGUGUGAAGUGGCAACUUAUCCUUACCUUCUCCCUGUAAAAUAGGGUUAUUAGAGAAUGAUAUUCGAAUCCUUGCUGCUGGGAAGGUUCGCGAGACAGCUUGGUCAAGGCGUCUCCGUAGGAGUUCACUGGCAGCGUCUCCUUAAAAGGGGGCUUUGAGGAACAGUUUUCUUUUCGGCAGUCGGUGUGGUGGGUUUUACCCGUCGUUCGGUAAUGUUCUUUACGAUAAAUUUGUCAGGAUACUCGUUUUCACGAAGCAAGUCCGGGAUUUUUCUAAGCCCCUCCUCCAUGCUAUCUGUUGAGAAAAUUUUCCUAGGUCUGCACCAAACACCGGGCUAGAUUACGUUUUUGUUGGACGGGUACGAAACUGGCGAAGUUCGUGCAUUGUCUAGACCAGGUUUUCAUCCGAUACAUGCUUCUUCAGACGUUGCCGUCAGGUCUCCUUUGUAGAAGAACAUCCAAGAAAGGGAGCAAACCGGCCGUUCCCAUCUCCAACGUGAAUUUUGUCCACGGAUGCGCCUGAUUUACAGCAUUUAGAGGGUAGCUACAUCAGUUUCCGCGGUGGAAAUUGCAAAGAUAUCAUCAACAUAGCUAUCGUAAUGUUUAAGCUUGUCGAUCUGAUUGCUUAGUUGAAAUCUCCAGCCCAUAGUAACGCCGUCUAUUUGUCUAUGGAGUUGGUUGUCAUAAAGGAACUGUACAUUUAAUGUGCAACUUAGUAAUAAUUACUUGAGUUGUCCGUCGGAAUUCCUAUUUCCUUCUGAUUGAUUGAUAGAAAUUCACAGGUGUAUUCAACCGUCUCGGUGACCAGGACGUUUGUGAAAAGUAAUACAGCGUUUAGCUAGAAUGUCACCAUGCCGUUAGAACUAGGGUCUUUGAUGUCGUCAAUCAAUUCGGAGAUAUCUCGAUAGCUGUGUGGUGCUAGCUGAUGCUGUAAGGGCUUGAGUUUCUCUGCUAGUCACCUUACUAACGCAUGAUAGGCAGAGUUUGGCAUGUCUAAAAUCGGACAAACUGGCAGGUCUUCCUUAUGGGUCUUAGGUAGACCAUAUAGUCGAAGGAUAUGUAUGCCGACUGGCCGGAGGUGUUCGAGGUCACGGCCACUUAUGUAACCCCCUGUUUGGAGCCCAAUUAGACAGUCAGUCAGUUUUACCUCUGCCUCCUCCGUGCCCUCAUUUUCUUUGUUAAGCUUCCUCAAUUUCUUCUGGUCUCACAAUAUGGACUGUAUAUUCGUUAAGUAGUCCGAUCUGUUCAUUAUAAUGACGCCUGUUCCUUUGCCCCGUAUAGUUACCAAGAUUUAUUUGUUCUCCUGAAGUUUUUUUAACUUUUCCACGUGUGCUUUUGUCAGCAAUUCUUGGACUUUUUGACUCCCUGUUCAGGUACUGAUAACUGAAAUUCACCAGUGUUUCUUUAAAGUGUUGGAUACUGUCUGCGGAAGCGGGCACCGGAUAGUAGGUUUGGUUCCAUAGGUUCUCGAAAUGAGUUUCCAAUUCUAACUGAUUAACUUUUCGUCGAGGUAUGCAUAACUUAGGACCAAGGGAUAAUGCUUCAAGUGAUGUUUUAUCAAGUGUUAUAUCGGAGUGGUUAUGUACGUACCGAUAUGGAUCUUUCGGAAACCGUGAUUGUGGAUUCAUUUCAUGCGCACUUUUAAGAAGUGCAGAACUUGUUGCCUCUCCACGUUCUCUUCCUAUGGACUGAGUGUAGCUGUCGAAUUCUUGUCUUCCGUCAUCUGUUAGAGUGUCAAGGGCGACUGUGCGUCGACACACGUGACGCUCAAGUUCUUCUGUCUUUACGAAGGUACUUUCCAGUUGAUUCUCAGCGUAACUUUUCAGAGUUUCUGUGGUAAGAACUGUACGACUACGCUGCAGCACUCCAGUACUGGUUUGGAUACUCAUUUCUCCGGAUACAGUCCCCGAUAAAUUUGACCGUUACAUUCGCCUCCACAAGCUUGGUGUUGAAAUGUAGGUACCCAUUGAGUGCCUUCAACACCAUGGGAUCUUUGACUGUUUUAGAGUUGCGAAAGUUCCCAUGGCAGUAUUCAGAAAAUGGCUUUCCCCACCCUUACUAAAUUGCGAAAUUACGAAGCACCUUACUACACUUCUCUCAAAAUAACCUUAUUUGAGCGUCUCUGAAGACUUUGCAUGCCUGUUUCCACGACCAUGGGGCAUGAAAUAGAAGGUAUGACUUUGUGACCCUUUCUUUUCGGGGUCUACCAUUCGAAUCUAGAAUAUGGUGAACACAGUAACUGAGGAAAGCGACCCGCUUACCCAACGGGAGCCGUAGCCUCCUUUAAAAAAGGCCAAGUAACCGCAGGAAAAGUAAAAAUGACCAUAACUAAGAUUGAAGAUUCUAUCGCUUAAAAGAACCUUCGAACAACAGAGUGCCUGUUAUAUUUGAUGUCUAUGUGCUGUCCCUGCUUCAUGAGUUAAAGAAGCCUCUCCGCUGACGGAAGUCACCAAAGAAAGAAAUAUACUAGGGCUCCAAGACCAGAUGGAUCGCACCUUAACCUUCACAACAGAAGCGGGCAUGCACUGAGGCAUGCCAAAGCAUUAUGCUUGUCACAUUUUGCUUCUGGGUAGCCACCGAUGACUCUAGUAAACAACUCGAUUAUCAUACAGGCACUGUUCUAUCUAGACUACUCCAUGCCAUGAAAAAACUUAUCGGAAGUAGACAACAUUAAAGCCGUGCGUGGUUGUAUCUAUCGGGCCGUCAAUUGUCGUAUUAGAAUGCUUUCGCCCCCUAACAGUCCCAGAUCGUCGUUGCCGCCUUUGGUCUGAUUGGCUUUGGAGUCGGGCACCUGACUUAGUUCUUGGAGUUACCCCGUUCUCCAAGGAGCUGUCCGCAGAAUGAAUGCCAACGGACAUAUCUAUGCACUGACUAUUCGAAUGUAAUUACUAAGCCUUUGUUACUGAGUUCACCACCAACUGUUUCUCAUCAAGACUACUGAAACCUGUAGUUUCCGUAGGGCGGCAAACCUGAAUGUUUAAAGACGCCAUAGACAUAUUGCCACAUCUGCCUUUGCAGACGUGCUAACCUUGUUGGAUGCUUGACUGAUAUAACCAUCUUUCUCAAUGACCCGGCUUGGAUGCUGUCGAGAGCUGUUAACGACGGCUGCUAGUGGAGAAAAUACCAUCCCUUCCAAUUCGAAUGCGAAGUGGGAUCAGCAAUUUAAGGGCUAACUGGGCUUCGUAAGUUUAUACUCCUAUCACCAAUUCGUUAUCUGCCGGAUGGCCAAGAUAUGCGUUUACAGUGCCCACGUUCACUCAGUAAUGCUUUGCGGAUGUUCACCUUCUUCCACAGAGAUGAGAGUUCACCAGACUUGCUCUUUCUGAUCACUAGUGUUCGAAGAGCGCUGGGGUAUGUAAGCUCGUGCCGUCUUAUCGGGAAUACAGAAGCCGAUCCUGACAAGUAGCACGGGUGGCCAUUUAUGAAAUAGGACAGAUCAUUCCUUCUCAGGUACUCCGUUACUGGUGCUUAUCUAGUGACAGCACCCAAGGCCUUGUUCACUGAGAAUGACAUGGACAGAAAGGAGGUCGUGUGGCAGGGCAGGGAUUCCACAAACUAAAUUCUUAAUUUGAUUGCUUAGACUGGGCAUGCUCCUUCUUCCUGGGAGGUUAUGACUCACCACAUCCGUGACCGCAGGCAGUUUCAUCGAUGGCACCACAUCGAAUCUAGCUACAGUGCGCACACCUAUUGUCUACUUCCGUGGACUCACAUGACAGUUCGACCGUCUCAUUACAGUCGCCAGUCAGUCCCGCACUCAGUCGAAUUACCACUCGAGAGUAUUCCUUCUUAAGGUCCGUGCGUCACAUAACCAAACCAUUUCGGUUAGCGAAUAAGGAAGCCAUAGUUGUCGGAUUGUGUCCAUAGCCACAUUCGUUGACACACCCUAUGAGAGAGACAAAUCCUUUGUUCAAGUGCGAUAUAUCGUACAGUCAUCAAAUAUCCUCUCGAUACACAGGCCAGGUUCUAAGUCAUAUAGAUGAACUGAAUGAAAUUAAUUCUCCUAUACUUACAAUCUUGUUUUCUGAUUGGUCCUCCGUCUAUUCCGGAGGUUUUGACGAAGCCGAACGAGUACUGCACUUGUCUCUUUGAACCGGUUGUCAAUUCCUUCUGUACCUUGUCCUUUUGACAUAGAUGUUGGCUUACGUUGACAGCAGCCGUCCGCUGGCCCAGACUUUUCACCGUCUACAAUGACCGGAUAGUUAUCUCCGGCUCGUGACACCGCACACUACCAUUCUGCGAGGGAACUCACGAGUACUGCACUUCGUUUGGCCUAUUCGGCAUUAAUGGUACUUGGGCCGCGGUUUGCCGGAGCGCCGGAUGGUCCUCCAGCACUUCUUGUAGAAUAGACUUGUCACGCAAUUCGAAGGAGUUCAUGAGACGAAACAGUCCUGUUGGAAGCCGGGAGCAACUUCAACGAAGUCACUCGUCAUUCUCACAGACUUUGGUUCUUGAGAUUGCCAACUUAGGGUCAAUCAGGACCAAGUUAUCAAGAUUAUUUGUCUUCUGAAGAUCUCUAUAAUGGCAGCGUCCGAUAUAUGUGGCUGUGAUCCUCAUUUUCAAAAUAUUGGCGAGACAACCGCCUACUGGGUCAUAUAAUACUGUCUAAUAACAUGUUGAAAAUUUCCGGUCGAAGUUAGUCGACUGCAGUCGCGGUUAUACCUGGACUUGCUCUACCAGGCAGCGAUAAUAAGAAGAGAUUAUUUAGUGACGGUUAAUGACCACCGUCCGACUCCAUGGGGUUUAAUAUGACGAAAUUGCCAGACUGCUACUUAGCUCAUUUAACUCCUACUGCCGCUACCAGUUUGCAACUGUUAUUCGUUAGACGUAAGUCAGUUUUUCUGUAGCCAGGUCUCCCUGUCCAACUGUUGAUGUGCCAACAGUUAAUGCCGGCUGGCUCGUCUCGCCUUCCUGUCCGUCUGCGCAUGCUUCCUUUUGAACUUGCCCCAGUCUUCUUGAGUUUCUUUCACUUCUAGCAAAGAACCGCUUGAAUUGCCCCUCGAGGGCUUUUUUAGCUUCAAAGAGGGCAAUCAGCCUGAGCCGACUACGCGUUUUUUUUACUGCAACACGGUAUACUAAUAGCUUCUUAUUGACCGCAGUCAAGGUCACGUGGUCCUUAAGCUAACAAGUUGAUAAUCUUUUUAGCCCGCGACUCUUCUUUAUUUUCAGCGUCCACACGUUAAGGUUGAAUGCUCUUAUUAAAGUUUUAAUCUAUUUGAGUUAAAUUAGUACCAAAGACUUACCCUGAAUUCAAUCUUGUACGGGCUAGCUUUCGUAGUGCCAGGUCCCUUCUGCACCCCCGUUUUCUAUAUUCUUUAUUUCAAAACCCAUAGAACCUGAUUCCAUAGAGAUUUUCACUCCUUGCAUCUGAAAAAAACCAAUUCAACCCUAUCAAUAAAUUAUACUUGAUUGCUUAGGGAUGGUUUUCUCGUCGCCGCCGGCUGUCAAGAUGGUUCACUACAGGUCUGGGAUACCCGCAAGCCUCUGGUGAAUACGGCUCACCUUCUUCGAGGUGCACAUCCGCCUGGAACCGAAACAACUAGUGUCUGUUGGUCGUGGGACGCCCGCUCUAUGGCCACACGUGCCACCGACGAUACUCUCCGUCUCUGGGACAUUCGGAAUAUGCGUGAUGGCGCUGUACAUACUGUGCGGGACCUACCGGUAUUAUUUGAUCAGACCGCAGUCUGCUUCAGUCCCAACGAUACUCUGCUUGUGGCUGCAGUGUCGGCUGGUAAGGGAGAUCCCAGCAGCGGGCAGGUUAUAGUAUACCGACGAGAUACAUUUGAGGUAACAGCCUUGAUGACUUGUUAGACCCUCUUCUCUCUCUCCUCGCCUUUCGGUUGGUCGAGUGACCAAAUACUACUGUUCCCACUACUACUACUACUACUACUACUACUACUACUACUACUACUACUGCUACUGCUACUACUACUACUACUACUGCUACUGCUACUACUACUACUACUACUACUACUACUACUACUACUACUACUACUACUACUACAACACCACUGCUGCUAUCAGUCUGCCGUCUUUCCUUUUUUUGAAAAAUAGCCGGUAGUAAAACACUCUCCCGGACAAGGCAGCGCCAUUCGCGUCCUCUGGCAUCCCCGUAUCAAUCAGAUUGUGGCUACUUUCUCCAGCGGUCUUGCCACCGUGCACUUUGAUCCAACUCACAGCCGCAAUGGCGCUCUUAUGUGCGCUUAUAGACAGGCAUCUGAUGCCAGCCGCCGGCGACGCCAGGGCCACGGUUCUUCAGACGCCUUUAUCAAGCCCGUUUUGCUUACCUUCGAUGAAGAGUCCGUACGAAUUGCCCGAAAGAUGCGUAAACGUUUCGGAAAUCUCGAGGACGAGACUCAGCUAGCUGUUGCCGCCGUAAUCACUGCCAGUGAAAGGGACCAGGUGGCUGCAAAUGAGGCUGCCAAUAAGGCUGCCAAAAAGAGAGCACCACCGGCGGGUGAGGAUGUUGGCCAACGCGUGGGCAGCCUUCACCGAUACAUGGUACAGCAGAUCGUCCUAAAGAAGAACGAGGCUGAUGAACGGGCUGAGCGUGAUAUCCGUGGGGCCAUCCUGCGUCAUGCUGAAGCUGCGAAGGAGAAGCCCUUCUGGACGAAGGCUUACUUAAAGUACGCGCAGUGUCUGGUUUGAGUUAGUUUCCUCUGGUUUAAAAUGGUGAUUCAUGUGCGCAAACAACUGACAUUUGACUUCUUAAUCUAAAGCGAUUAAGUUCCAUGCAUCAGUAGGGCAACUUUAUUUACCUUAAAGGCUACCUCUUGCUGUUGUUCUCGCCCCAUGCAUCAGUCCGGAUUAGAAACCCGGAAACGAAAAUAAGCGUCACACGCUGGGAGUGCCAUAUUUUUACUUUGGUGCGGUGUCUUUAUUACACCUUCCUUUUUUCAUUGGUUAUUUGUAUGUCUAUGUCUUCUUAGGACUCAACCGAAUCCAAUCUUCCAGAAGGAGAAGCAGGAAGACGAGGGUCCGUCAGGAUCAAAGAAACCCAGGCCGCCACCUAUUUAA